AUGGAAACCGCCAAUAGUGGAAAAUCCAGAGAAGAUUACAUAACAUUGAACCAAGAGCCAAUAAUGGUUUCCCAUAGAAAUUCAGUACACCAUUUCCAUGAAUUGGAGAAACAGCCUUCGAUCAAGGAAGAAGAUGAGGAAGAUGAAGCAGAUGUGUCAUUAAAUGACAACAUCGCCAUAUCUGAUUUUUCUUCAGGAGAUAUGAUUAAUAGUAUAGGUGCUAGUGGAGGAGGUGAUCACAGUGAAAUAGGAACAAUUCCUUCAAAUGAAACCCUGAAAGUUCAAGAUUUGAAAAUAGCUCCAAGUACAUCUAAUGAGGCCAUUCCAGCUUUAAAUAAUAGCUCACAUAGUAAUAUUACUAAUGAUAGCUCACACAGUAAUAUCAAUAUUAACAAUAGCAACAUUACAAAUAACCAAGAGCUUAAUCCCUACAGAGUACCGGCAAGCGCGUCUCAAGCUGCAAGAAAAGAUAACCAACCAUUAUUAUCUAUUAAUUCAACCAUCACUUUUGAAAAACAAAAAGUUUUACCACAUAGAUCAAGAGCUCACUCCGGACAAAGUGUCUUGAGUAGUAUAUCUUUAAGAUCGGCUUUGCAACAGCAAAAUCACCAGUCAUCUUCAAAUGACUCAACAGACAGCCAAGUAGAUACUACUCAAACUUCGGGAAGCAUAAUACAGAAUAGUCUAAUGGAAAUUACACAGCAAAUACAGUCACCAGCGAUGUGUUCAGUUAGAAGAAAAGGUUUAAAUAGUGCUGGUGCUCAUGGAAGUGUGGUAUCGUUACAAAGGACAAACUCAGAGAAAUUAAAUGAUAUAGGAUUUCAUGAACCAUUUGUGGAUGAUAAAAGAGUGGAUUUAGAUGCAAAUAACAAUAUCAUGACUACCAAAAAUAAUCUCAAGUCAGAUGAUAUGCACAGUGAUAUACAAGAUAAAAUUUCUCCAACUCGCAUAUUUAGUGCUGACGAGAAACCCAAGCCACUUGAAAAUAGUAAACCUUCCUCAGUUAUAUCCUCUAAUAAAUCACCAACUAUUGAAGAUGAUGCCAAUGACGAUAAUGAAGAGAUGCAAAAGGAAUUAACAGCACAGGCCCUAAGAAACUUAUCAAAUAUGAAAGGCCUUCAAGUAUCUAAUACUUUUGCAUCAAGCGCACUUGAUAAAGAUAUCGAUAAAGCAAAAUCAGUCUCGGAAAAUGAAUUAAAUGAAAUGAACAGCAAUAGUAUUACAUCUAUGACUCAUUUACAAUUUGGGAAAAAGAAAGUUUACCUCGAUUCUUCUCCUAGUGCAUUCGGUAUUGAUGCUAGUUUUAAUUCAAGCCAAAACAAGAGAUUAGAGGAGCAAAAGUCAAGUUCGAACGAAAGCAACUUAAAUGACCAAAUAAAUAUCCAGAUAACUUCACAAAAUCCAAUUGAGAGCAAUAAAUCUAAUAAUAAUAAUAUUUAUCCAAAUACUGGUAGAAACAAAAGGUUUGUGAAACAAAUAAAUGAUCCGAAAAAACCUCUAUAUGUCCCAGCUGUUUUAAGAAAUGUUUCUGAAACCAAUAUAACGAAUGAUGAUGUGAUAUGGUCAAGUAUUGUUCAUAAUUCCCCAAAAUUCAGUGCCAAUUAUAAUAAUAGUCUUGGAAGCUAUUUCAAUAGUGAACCAUCUUCUUCUAAGGCAAGUAUACAUUCGGCAAGCUCGUAUGUGAUAGACACAUGUAAGAAGCGUAUCUCUUCUUUAUUCUCGCAAAAUGAAGAUCAUGAUUCAUCUCUAGGUGCACCAAGUUUAGCAAAAAUAGAACAAACAAAAUUACCAGUGAGAACUCAUUGGAUUCCUGAUUCUCAACGCAAUUCAUGCCGUUAUUGCCAUAAAUUAUUCACAUUUUGGGAACGUAAACACCAUUGUAGACAUUGUGGUGAUAUCUUUUGUCAGCAACACCUAAGACAUUGGCUGUAUUUAAAUUCUCAAGCCGAGUUUAUUAUUGGUGGGGGGAGUGGGAUAGGUACAUUAUCCAAAGUGUGUGUUACUUGUGCUGAAGAAUACGAGAAUUUAAUUAGGAGUAACGAUCCUUUAUCAAAACUCCAGAUGGAUAACCUGACACUGACAAAACUAAAGAAUAAAGUAGGAAAUUCUUCUUCACAAGGUGCUGGCACCAAGGUCAUGAAAAAUAUUGACAAGGUUUCUAAUUCCAUCAAAAUUGAUAGUGAUGGAAAAAAUUUAAAUUUAGAUCCAAAUGAUGGUGCCGAUGGCAUUGAAAAUAAGAAGCAAGAAAGAGAGCUUAUGAAUAGUGUAGUAGGAUCAGUUCCGGUGGAUUGGAAUUGGAGUAGUUUUUAG
Molecule: messenger RNA, 2310 nt
Organism: Vanderwaltozyma polyspora DSM 70294
Lineage: Eukaryota; Fungi; Ascomycota; Saccharomycetes; Saccharomycetales; Saccharomycetaceae
Gene: PIB2
Product: Pib2p
Exons: 1
Coding region: 1-2310 (769 amino acids)
Biological process (GO): protein targeting to vacuole; protein transport to vacuole involved in ubiquitin-dependent protein catabolic process via the multivesicular body sorting pathway
Cellular component (GO): ESCRT-0 complex
Molecular function (GO): metal ion binding; phosphatidylinositol-3-phosphate binding; ubiquitin binding
Source: RefSeq, a predicted model, not a curated record